AUGGAAAAAUCUUGCGAAUUGGAAAAACGGAUUUUCACUCUGGAGGACAGAAUUCAAGAAGUGCAAGGCAAGUUUGCAGCUUUAGACGUCGAGAUCAUCGACGAACGACAGCGUGGACUUUCGUUGGAAAAAUCAAGUGAGGUUGGAGCUUCUGUUGGGUCAGCUGGAUAUCUACGAAUGAAACCGCUGCAGUUUGAUGGUACAAAGCCUUGGUAG
Messenger RNA from Acanthoscelides obtectus, 216 nucleotides. The record is from the annotation of a GenBank genome assembly. NCBI's taxonomy places the organism in Eukaryota, Metazoa, Arthropoda, Insecta, Coleoptera, Chrysomelidae.